This is a messenger RNA of Pomacea canaliculata, 756 nucleotides long. Its product is annotated as DNA fragmentation factor subunit alpha-like. Bases 62 to 433 code for a protein of 123 amino acids. The transcript is spliced from 3 exons. Lineage: Eukaryota; Metazoa; Mollusca; Gastropoda; Architaenioglossa; Ampullariidae. The record is from RefSeq and is a predicted model, not a curated record.
UGAUGUCAGUCAGAGACAUACAGGAAGUGUCUGUGGUAAUUGUGAAGAUUUGACAUCAUCAAUGGUGUCUCAACCAGUAUCUCGUGAUGAACCAGAUUCAGCUGAUGGCACCACAAAAAAGCUUCCAAGUAGUCACAAAAUGGCCGCUCUACUGAAGGGCAAUAUUUCACGUAUAAUUAGCAUGUCUGAUGAGGAUUUACAGGUUCUAGCAGAUGCAGAUACCACAGAACUGGCCCAAGAUCUUGGGGAAUCCAUGGUAUAUGCACAGUCCUUACAGGAAGCAUGCCAACGCCAUCUUGAUGACCGGGUUCAGACAAGAAAAGCCAUUGAUUUGCUGCGUUUGUACAGCAAAGCUCACUCCAUCAGUCCAUAUGUUGAGACAGAAAGUAGCAAAAAGCGUUGCCACAGCAGGGACAUAUCGUCAUAUUCAUGAACCAAGGCCAAACUUUCAUGGCAGGGAAGAAUAGGUUGUGUGCCUUUGAGACGUGAAAGCUCUCUCGUGUGAUCAGCUAGCAAGUUAUUGGUUUUUUUUUGCCUGCAGACCACAUCAUGGUGGCAAGCACCAGCAUAAAUCUGUGUAUAAUUCCAUGAUUUUUGUGGAAGAAAAUUGGUUGUUAAUUUAGGUUGUAAACAUGACUUAUCACAUACUGGGAGAAAUGCUUUUGUUUCAGCUUAAAUAUCAUUAAGAGUAACAGCUGCUCACUCAGCUUGAUAAACAUCAUUAACCUUCUUAGCAAGGUGGUGUUGUGGUCCUGU